AUGGCGCUCGCAACGGCAGUCGCAGCAGGUACAACCGCUGCGGCGAUGUAUCUCGAUGGCAGAUAUUCUAUAACAAAAGAUUUGAACGAUAAAUUAAAAAUGAGAAGGGCGACGAAAUUACUCGCAGAAGCUGGUAAGUCUCAACCGCAAAUCAUAUCAUUCAUCUCUAAACAUAUCCGUGUAGAGAAGAACAAAAGAUUAUGUCUAUAUUACCUGUUCGAGGACAGCGUCAAAGCCCACCCAAAUGCAGAAUGUAUAUGGUCUCGUGAAGGAUGCUACACCUGGGCAGAAUCCUACGAUCGAGUAAACCAAUAUGGACAAUGGUAUCUUUCGCAAGGCGUGAAGCCCGGUGAUUUAGUGGCAUUUUAUCUCCAGAAUUCUCCCGACUUUUUGUUUGCAUGGUUGGGAUUAUGGUCGAUUGGAGCUGCUCCGGCUAUGAUUAAUCACAAUUUGGCUGGGAAAGCUUUAAUUCAUUGUAUCAAGGUUCCGAAUGCAAAACUCAUUUUGGUCGAUGAUGAUGAGGAAUUGAAAGCUAGGAUUGAAGAGGAGAAAGAGACGUUGGAGGGAGAGCUUGGGAUUAAGAUUCUGGUUAUGGAUUCUACGGUGCGAUCGGAAAUUCGAAGUACAAAGACCGAUAGACCAGAAGAUGUUUAUAGAGAAGAAGUUAAAGCAAAGUCGCCUUUGGGAUUGUUAUAUACUAGUGGAACUACAGGAUUACCAAAAGGCUGUACUUUCCAUGUGGCAAGAGGCUAUAUGGCGGGUAUCUCGAGAGCAGCUGGUCUCUCCCCAGUAAGAGACGACGAUCGAUGGUACAAUUGUAUGCCUCUGUAUCACGGAACCGGCGGUAUUACAGCCGUAUCCAACAUAAUGGGUGGCGUAACGAAUUGCAUCGGCAAGAAAUUCAGCACCUCCAAAUUCUGGGGAGAUAUAAGAGAUUCAAGAGCUACAUGGUUCACAUACGUUGGAGAAACGGCUCGAUAUCUCCUCGCUGCACCUCCUUCUCCUCAGGAUAAAGAUCACUGCGUACGUGUUAUGUAUGGAAAUGGUAUGCGUCCUGAUGUAUGGUAUAAAUUCAAGAAUCGAUUUGGGGUACCGGAAGUUAUAGAAUUUUUCAACAGUACCGAAGGAGUAUUCACUCUCACGAAUCACGCGCGUGGAGACUAUUUAGCCACCGCCGUGGGGCACCAUGGACUUAUCUCUAGAUGGCAGUUUCGCGAUCUUUAUAUUCCCGUCAAGGUGGACGAUGUUACUGGUGCCAUUGCUCGAGAUCCAAAGACUGGCUUCGCUAUUCGAGAAACAUUUGAGAAAGGUGGUGAGAUCAUCGUUGCUGUUCCUGAUACAAAUGUAUUUGCAGGCUAUUUCAACAAUCCCGAAGCAACGGAUAAAAAAUAUGAGAGGGAUGUGUUUAAGAAAGGAGAUCUUUAUUACAGAACUGGAGAUGCUUUAAGAAGGGAUAAGGAUGGGAGAUGGUAUUUCUUGGAUCGAUUGGGAGAUACCUUCCGUUGGAAGGGAGAGAAUGUCAGUACGGCUGAGGUUGCAGAGGUCUUAGGAAAAUACGAUGGAGUUGUGGAAGCUAUCGUCUAUGGUGUUCAAUUACCAUCUCAUGAUGGUCGAGCCGGGUGCGCAGCAGUAUUCAUCGAUCCAAGCAUUACCAAUUUUGAUUUUGCCGGGCUUCUUAAACAUACACGCAAACACCUACCCAAAUACGCCGUUCCAAUUUUCCUCCGCAUCGUCAAGGAAAUGGUUCCUAUCCAUAAUAAUAAACAGAAUAAAACGCCGCUACGUGAACAGGGUGUUGAGCAUGAUAAGGUUAAGGAGGAGGAUAAAUUGUUGUGGAUAGAAGAAAAGGGGAAGGGAAAUACAUAUGUAGAAUUCCAUCGGGAUCAUUGGACGGAUUUGGAACUUGGGAAAGCGAGAUUGUGA
This is a messenger RNA of Sclerotinia sclerotiorum 1980 UF-70, 1923 nucleotides long. RefSeq lists its product as hypothetical. The transcript has 5 exons. Lineage: Eukaryota; Fungi; Ascomycota; Leotiomycetes; Helotiales; Sclerotiniaceae. The record is from RefSeq and is a predicted model, not a curated record. The coding region runs from base 1 to 1923 and encodes 640 amino acids. Gene Ontology annotation, molecular function: long-chain fatty acid transmembrane transporter activity; long-chain fatty acid-CoA ligase activity.